GAACAGAAAACCAUAAAUACAACCUUUGUUUUUGGUUCCAAUUCUAAAGGUUACUGUUAAGGUUUUCUGCCAUUCAAAGCUUCUGCCUCAGCCUCACACUUGCUCACACAAUAUACACCUACUUCCAAUCCUCAAAUUCAACAAAGUUUUCCAUGGCUAUGGAGUGGUACUAUGGCAGAGCCAAUGAAGAUGUCACGGUUCCAAAAGAUGGGGGGAUGUUCGAGGGGCUUCCAUCAUCGCCCGAAAGUUGGCCUUCGUGGGUAAACAUAGUUGGAAACUGCAGCUCCCAAAAGAAACUCAAUGCAUUAGAGGUGGAGGAUCUCUUCAACGAGCCCAUGCUGUCUAGGCAGCAGCGUUCGGAUGUUCACCUCAAUGACCUUCCCAAAAUCGAAGAGGCGGAUGACAUUUUCUUUGAUUCGCUUUUCAAAGUAGAUGCCGGAGAGUCUGAGGGAUCUGAGAGUUCAGCUAAUAUCGCACAAACUUCAAGCUGGAACGAUGUGAUGGCGUAUGAUUUUAGUAAUCACGUUCGAGACAGCACAAACGAUGUUUCAAGUGUCGGCCAUUUCUCACACGAACAGGAACUGGAAGCUGAAAUGUGCAUGUUAGAAGAACAAUCCGAUAUGUGUGAAGAUACGAACGAGUACAUAUCCAUGGACGAACCCGUGUUACUGGAGCUACAGAAUUUGACUCAGCAGCUAGCCGACACUACCAGAGUUUGCUUUCGCGAUUCUUUGUACCGCCUAGCAGAAAACUCAAGACACCAGAUGAAAUGUAGUCAGAGUGGACAGGAUGACACUAGAGAUGGACCAUCCAGGUUACAGGAAUCCAAAACCGAGGACUCGGACACGAAUUCCAUCGACAGAACAGUUGCUACGCUCUUGUUCACCACGAUGCAGUUCUGCAAUUCAACGUCAGAUCCCGAUGGAGACACACUCGGAAGGGAAUACCAGGCGAACUCGUAUUGGUACCACCCGUGUUCCUCCGCCCCAGGAGGCGAUGCAGAGGUCCCGACAUUUGAUUAGACGGACCCACGGCCCUCUCAACGACGCGUCCCCUUCCCCCCCGGCCCGGAUAGAGACUCGACCGGCAAGCCAUGGCGUGAAGAAUCGGUUUCAUUCUAUGGCAGAGGAGGAAAGGAGGGUUUGCAUUCGUUAUGACUUGAGAGUUGUGAGCUCAUAUUUUGAUCGUGUGAAAUGAUGAUAAGUGUAGUUUACUAGUUUCCUUCUUCUUCUUUUUUUUUGUUUGCUUUUUUUAGAUAAAAGAUGCAGUUUUUAAAUGUGUACAUGGUGACCUAUGUAAAGAGAGAAUCGAUAAAAAAACGUUUGAUUUUGGCGGGAAAACCCCUUUUGAUUUGAA
Messenger RNA from Salvia miltiorrhiza (redroot sage), 1356 nucleotides. Its product is annotated as protein LNK3-like. The record is from RefSeq and is a predicted model, not a curated record. Bases 153 to 1022 code for a protein of 289 amino acids. Lineage: Eukaryota; Viridiplantae; Streptophyta; Magnoliopsida; Lamiales; Lamiaceae. Gene Ontology annotation, biological process: regulation of DNA-templated transcription; circadian rhythm. The transcript has 6 exons.